AUGCUGGCUGAGGCGUGGAAACCCUCGCCGAGGGUGCGAUCGGUCCUCCGAGAUAAACUCCGACAACUAUAUACGUCAACUGCUGCGCGGGCUGUUUUCAUCCUCGCCUCGGUGGUCGUCCUCGGAAUUGGCCUCUCGUCACUGUGGUCAAAUGUCCUGGAUCGCAUCCACAUCCACCAUGAUAUGUCAUGGUAUGGGCUUGGAUUGUACGGUCUCGCGCCAUCAACUCAGUAUGAGUCUUUCGCAGCACUCACGCCCUCGCUUGAGUAUCCCCGUUGGGAUGCGAGGUGCAGCCAGGAUUACGUCUUCCUCGGCUGGAGGGGCCAUGAGGUCGACGAGCCGGGUGCUGUUAUACUUGACAACAAGGGCGAUCUGGUUUGGCGACAAACAGGCUCCGAUGAGGACCAGAAUGAUGUGAGGCCACAGAUGUACCGCGGAGAGAGAUUCCUCACUUUUCAGAUGGACGGGCCGAACGGAAACAGGUCUCAGGGUUACUGGUACAUGAUGGAUCAGUCAUACACUAUCAGGUAUCGGAUAAGGCCCAAGGGGUUUCCCCAUGCCGAUAUGCACGAGUUCCAGAUCACCAACGAUAACACGGCCGUGAUUGUUACGACAAUUCCCAUCCCUUAUGAUCUGCGCAGCGUCGGAGGCCCGGAACACGGAUGGCUCGAGAACGGUUAUUUCCAAGAACUCGAUAUUGAAACUGGGGAGCUUCUCUUCGAGUGGUCAUCUAUUGACCACUUCCUACCCAACACGACCAUGGAGCCCCAAGACAAUUGCUUGAUCGACCCCAAAGCCAGGUUCGCGGGGUGCGGCGACAAAGAGGACUCUGCGUUCGAUUACUACCAUCUUAACAGCGUGGAGAAGGAUUCCAAAGGCAACUAUCUCAUUUCAGGCCGCAACAUGUGGGGCAUCAGCUACAUCGAUGGGAGGAAUGGUGAUGUUCUUUGGACCUUAGGGGCAGGAGAGGUGAACGACUUCAAGGAUCUCUCGGACGGCGCCGCAUUAGAAUUCUCAUGGCAGCACUUUGCGCGCUGGGUUGAAGAAGGGAAAAGUCUCUCGUUCUUUGACAACCACUAUCACCGAAUUGGUGACCCAGCCGGAGAAAGUGGUGGCCGAGUCGUCGAUAUCGACGUCCCGAACCGAACCGUUCAGCUCCGAAAGGCGUACAACCAUCCUCACCAUAUCAGACCAGAGUCUCAGGGAAACAUCCAGCACCUAGAUAACGGCAACUACAUGGUUGGAUGGGGAAGUUCCGGGGCGUUCACAGAAUUUGCUGGCGACGGCGAGGUGCUCUGUGACGCCCGGUUCGGUGCGGAGGCUUUCUUCGAGUUCUCACCAGUGAGCUCCUACCGCGUCUUCCGCGGCGAGUGGACGGGAAGACCACUAUAUCCGCCGAGUGUGGCAUUGAACAGCGGCCAAGCUUAUGUUAGUUGGAAUGGGGCGACCGAGGUUGUCAAGUGGCAGGUGGAAAUGAAGAACGAGAACUCACAAACAGUGCAUGUUAUUGCGCAAGCGUUCAAGGAUGGAUUUGAGACGACAAUCGAUCUUCCGACAAAUGCGGCAGACUCAUUGGUUCGUGUUGUCGCCUUGGGCGUUGACGGCGAGGUGCUGGAUGCGUCGGCAUUCAAGAGGGUGCCCAAAUGGGACAGCUUCAGGACGACACUAAAUAACUUGAUAGUGUUCAGUAUCCUCGCAGUGUUUAUCGCGUCCCUAUGUGGCAUGAUGAUUUGCCUCUACGCCUCGCACGCAGCAGGUGCUGUAGACACCAUUUUCUAUGAUGAGACGUGGGCGGGCCCAGUGCGCCUGGCUGCAGGUGGCACCACGCCAAGCUCUACCAAUACCUCGUCUUCAAACUCAACAUGGGCUGGGUUCAACAGAGUCGAGGCAACCCUCGUAAUGCCGCGGCUUGCUAUCCCAAGCCAUCCCAGCGAGCGUGUUGAUCAAUAUACGGCUGCUUUUUGGAUUGGGCUGGACGGAUUCGUACUGUCCGGGGACGAAGCACAGGGGACAGGGACAGGUACUGUGCGUGGCCUGUGGCAAGCCGGCGUCUUCAUGUCGAUUUGGGAGAACGGGACGUCCGCCUACACGGGAUUCUAUGAAUGGGUACCGAAUGAUCCAAUCAGCUUGACAUCGUCCCAGUUGGCGAUCUCUGAAGGUGACCACGUGCAUGUAGUCGUUGAGACGUCGGACGGAGGUUACUAUGGCAACACAAGCUUGACGAACCUCAACACAAGCCAGGCCUAUUCAUUCGGACAGGAGGCCCCAACGACGUGGCGGGGACCGACGUGGCCGUCGCCAGGAACGUCAGCAGAGUGGAUCAUCGAAGCCGGCACGUAUCUCAACAGUACACGUCAUAUCUUCCCGGACUGGGGAAAUGCGACAAUGUUCAAUGCAAAAGCUUGCUAUGGCGACAACGACAGUGCUUGUAUUAUGGCAGGUGCGAGCGAUGAGAAUGACUUGCGAAUGACAGCUAUGCGCUUGAAUGAGACGGGAAUGUUAUACACUCGAUCAUAUGUCGAAGCUGAUCGAGUGUGGGUUGCUUAUGUAGAAGAGCCCUUUGUGGAAUAA
Molecule: messenger RNA, 2571 nt
Organism: Diaporthe amygdali
Lineage: Eukaryota; Fungi; Ascomycota; Sordariomycetes; Diaporthales; Diaporthaceae
Exons: 4
Coding region: 1-2571 (856 amino acids)
Biological process (GO): proteolysis
Molecular function (GO): glutamic-type endopeptidase activity
Source: RefSeq, a predicted model, not a curated record